This is a messenger RNA of Sclerotinia borealis F-4128, 846 nucleotides long. The record is from the annotation of a GenBank genome assembly. NCBI's taxonomy places the organism in Eukaryota, Fungi, Ascomycota, Leotiomycetes, Helotiales, Sclerotiniaceae.
AUGACAACAGCAGCGGCAACCACCCUCUCUACAUUUCCUCAGUUCAUGAGCCUUGCUCUAGAGCUACGCAAUCAGAUAUGGCAGGAUGCAUUGCCUAAAAAAUUCGAACCGGCUCUCUACUUUUACAAAAAAGGCUGCUGGCAACCUCUACAUAUCACAGAACUUGACCAAGAUCCCGAAUAUGAUCCCGAAAACAGCGAACACAAUCUACGUUUAGAGUUCCGCCACGACUUAUUGGAUGGUCGAGUGAAUACGCCCUUAGUUUCCGUCAAUCAUGAAGCACGUGACAUUGCUGUUGCUUGGGCUCAUAAACAUGAUCUCACUAUCAAGGACAAUCAAGGGCAUCCUAUCUUUGCCCGUCCGUUCAACCCAGAGCGUGAUGUACUAUACGUUAGCCCUAGCGAACUGGAAGAGUUUUGCCUCGAGGCUACCUAUCGACCUUUCGAGCCUGAUAUGGUGAACCGCAAUUAUUCAAUAAGAUCAUUCGUCAAAAAUCUCGCCAUAUCUGAACAAACAUGGCGGGAGCAGAUUGGGAUAGACUAUCUCAUAGAGCCACUUGAAGCUUUUCCAUUGCGGGUAUUGGUUAUCGUUAUCGAUGCGCCGCCAGAGUUACAAGGCGUGUAUAAUGGUUUGGGGAUACAACCGCGUUGGGAAGUCCAGACACAGGGAGGAGAAUAUAUGUGGGCUCUUGGUGAAGACCAGUUUCGCUUUCAUGGUAGCCAAUAUGCUGGUAAGGAGGAUUUGUACAGGCUUACAGAGGAUCGUGGUACAAGGCUAGCUGAGGAACUCAACGCGCAUGAUUUCCCCAGUUUCGAAGUUCAGCCUGCUUUAGUCACUAGGAAUUAA